This is a messenger RNA of Electrophorus electricus (electric eel), 1875 nucleotides long. RefSeq names its product methyltransferase 16, N6-methyladenosine (gene mettl16). Gene Ontology annotation, cellular component: nucleus. The record is from RefSeq and is a predicted model, not a curated record. NCBI's taxonomy places the organism in Eukaryota, Metazoa, Chordata, Actinopteri, Gymnotiformes, Gymnotidae. Gene Ontology annotation, molecular function: 23S rRNA (adenine(1618)-N(6))-methyltransferase activity. Gene Ontology annotation, biological process: rRNA base methylation.
AAACGGAACCGACACAACGUUGAAACAACGUGGGUUGCAGACGCCCGACGCUGCAGCGUGUCAAGAGGAAUGGCACUGAAUAAAUCCAUGCAUCCUCGAAAUCGUUACAAGGACAAGCCACCAGACUUUACCUACCUUGCCUCCAAAUAUCCAGACUUUCAGAAGCAUGUGCAGACCAGUUUGGUCGGCCGGGCGACGGUGAACUUCAAAGACCCCGAGGCGGUGCGCGCCCUGACAUGCACCCUGCUGAAGGAGGACUUUGGCCUGACCAUCGACGUCCCACUGGAGCGCCUCAUCCCCACCGUCCCGCUGCGCCUCAACUACAUCCACUGGGUGGAGGACCUGACAGGGGGCCAGGGCAGCCCACGCAGUGGCAUCGACAUCGGCACGGGCGCUUCCUGUAUCUACCCCCUGCUGGGAGCUUCUAUGAAUGGCUGGUACUUUCUAGCCACAGAAGUGGAUGACAUCUGCUACAAUUACGCCAAGAAGAAUGUUGAGCAAAACAACAUGGCGGACCUCAUUAAAGUGGUGAAGGUACCCCAGAAGACCCUGCUGAUGGACGCAUUAAGAGAGGAGUCUAUAGUUUACGACUUCUGCAUGUGUAACCCUCCAUUCUUCGCUAACCAGUUAGAGGCCAAGGGGGUGAACUCGAGGAACUCUCGCCGCCCUCCGCCCAGCUCUGUCAACACGGGCGGAGCGACGGAGAUCAUGGCAGAGGGCGGAGAGCUGGAGUUUGUGAAAAGGAUCAUCCAUGACAGUCUGCAGCUCAAGAGGAGGCUUAGGUGGUACAGCUGCAUGCUGGGGAAGAAGUGCAGCCUGGCGCCUUUGAAGGAGGAGCUGAGAAAACAAGGGGUCCCCAAAGUCACUCACACGGAGUUCUGCCAGGGCCGUACCAUGCGCUGGGCGCUGGCGUGGAGCUUCUACGAGGACGUGACUGUGCCGUCUCCACCGUGUAAGAAGCGUAAGCUGGAGAAGGCCCGUAGGCCCCUCACCUUUACUGUGCAGGGGCCCACGGCAGCAGAGCUGCACGCCCAGGCCGCCAGCAUCGGCCGCGCACCAGCUACCCCAGCAGAGAGCGUCGCCGCCUGGCUGGAGAAGAUUCUCACAGAUCUGAAGGUGUUGCACAAGCGUGUACCCUCCGGCGACUCGGAGCUGAGCCUCUUGCUGACGGCCGUGGAGAACACCUGGGUCCACGUCCGGCAGAAGCGCCGCGAGCAGGGACGCCAGCUCCGCGAGCUGCCCCGAGCCCAGCCCCUCCCAGGGGGCAGCCCACAGCCUGGAUCAGCGCUCGCCCCCGCCUCCACUAGCACCGAUGACGGCUCAGCCCAGGCUGCAGCAGACGACGCCCCCGAGCCCCACGGUGACGGGAAAAAACCAGAUAGGCCGCAGGAGCCUGAGAGGGGUGCACGCGACUGUACGGAGUCCCCGAGCACUGCCACGCCCAGUGCCCAUGUGCGAGGGGCCAGCAGCCCCAAGGUCUCCCUCGGCCCCUGUCUGGCCCCUUGCUUUCUCUUCAAGUGCCUGCUGAACGUGACGUUGGAGGAGAGCAACGUGGUGGUGGAGAUGCACUGGGUGGAGGGCCAGAACAAAGACCUGAUGAACCAGCUGUGCACAUGCCUAAAGAACUUCCUCUUACGCCAGGUAGCCCAGCCCAUAUGAGCAUGACCCUGCUUGUUGACGUCUCCUCCAGGCUCCGCCUCCCACGGCCAAUGCUCCGCCUCCCACGCAGUGCUGUCCCAUAAUGAUUCGUGAGCCACACUCGAGCCAUUUGACUUCUUGUAAGUCUACCGGUGUGUUUGUAAUGAGUGUUUAGUUUACUGAGUAUAUUUGUUGGCUUUAAUACAUUUGGAAUAAAUAUUUUAAUUACAUUUUUCA